Molecule: messenger RNA, 1221 nt
Organism: Raphanus sativus (radish)
Lineage: Eukaryota; Viridiplantae; Streptophyta; Magnoliopsida; Brassicales; Brassicaceae
Exons: 2
Coding region: 1-1221 (406 amino acids)
Source: RefSeq, a predicted model, not a curated record
AUGGCCAAGAAGCUUCUGGUCGUGUUAUUCACCAUCUUAUUGGUGCAUAUGUCUUUGAUUAUUUCUGGAGUUGAUUGCAGAGCCCUGAAAACAGAGCAGAUGAACGGAUGUGAUCAAAUGGCCACCUUAGACGGCGGUGGUUUUAGCUUUUUCUCAGCGGCUGGUGCUGCGAACAGCUCGAGGAUUCCUCUGAUGAGGAGCUUGGCUUUCCGAACCCUCUGUCUUCGUCUCAUCUGGCUCAUCUUCGCCGAAGGGAGAUUUCUGUGGGUUGCGUGGCACAAACACCACCAUCUCCGUAUCUCAAGCUUCUGGGCUCUAUCUGAACAUAAACAAGACUCAUGGCAUUGGAAAUCUCUCCUUGAUCUGAGACCUCUAGCCAGGCCAUUCAUCACCUGCAAAAUUCAGGAUGGCCUCUCUGCAAGUUUCUGGUUUGAUUCCUGGACACCGCUGGGUCCUCUGGUAAACGCCAUCGGUAACUCAGGAACCCGCAUGCUCAGACUGCCUAGCAAUGCUGUUGUUGCCGACUCCUGCAGGAACUCGCAAUGGAAUCUGCCACCACCAAGAUCAGACGUCGUUGUAGACCUUCACGCGUUUCUCACAACUAUCCCGGUCCCUACUGAAGAAGCUGGAGCAGACUACUACUCCUGGACAGUAGAUGGAGAAGAUUUCAGUGUGUUUCCAUCUUCUAAAACCUGGAGUAUCUUAAGAGAAAGUCAACCUCAACAAGCUUGGUAUAGUGCAAUCUGGUUCAAGGGACACAUUCCGAAGCAUGCUUUCACAAUGUGGGUGGCAGUCCAGGAUAGACUUCCUACUCGUUGCAGACUGUCCUCUUGGGGCAUUCUCACGCCAUUAACUUGUUGUCUAUGCUUGGCAGCAGAUGAAACAAGGGAUCACCUUUUCAUUGAUUGUUCUUUCACAAAGGAUAUCUGGAAAAUGAUGCUCCUCAGACUGUCUGAAUCCAGACAAGGUUUCGACUCUUGGAAUCAUUUACUGGCUUGGUACACUUCUGUGUCGAGCAAGUCGAUUCGAGCCCUUAGAGGUAUUGCAGUCCAAACCAUAAUCUACUCGCUUUGGAUUGAAAGAAACAACAGAGCUUUCAAUAAUCAGGUCAACACAACAUCUGAUCUUUUUAAGCAAGUUGAUAGAACAAUCAGGAACAUUAUCUCUGCUCGCAAGACCAGAAAAGCUUUCAAGCAUCUCAUGGCCCUUUGGUUGGUGUAA